Messenger RNA from Strigops habroptila (Kakapo), 9597 nucleotides. RefSeq names its product egl-9 family hypoxia inducible factor 1 (gene EGLN1). Gene Ontology annotation, cellular component: cytoplasm; nucleus. Gene Ontology annotation, biological process: peptidyl-proline hydroxylation to 4-hydroxy-L-proline; cellular response to hypoxia. Gene Ontology annotation, molecular function: L-ascorbic acid binding; ferrous iron binding; peptidyl-proline 4-dioxygenase activity. The coding region runs from base 5472 to 6785 and encodes 437 amino acids. NCBI's taxonomy places the organism in Eukaryota, Metazoa, Chordata, Aves, Psittaciformes, Psittacidae. The record is from RefSeq and is a predicted model, not a curated record. The transcript is spliced from 5 exons.
AUGCUUAUCACUGUGUCAGUUUGUGGAUUUCAAAUAGCAUUUUAAAAAUUUCUUUAAAAACAACUUUCUGUCCAUAGCUGGACUUUAAGCACCCCGAGGGCCUCCUGGCUUGCUUAAGUUAGAGGCCAAAAAUGUACAUAAUUGUCAAUCUUUAGCAAGACAGGGAGUUCUCUUCUAACCAAAGCCAGAAAUACUCCCUCUGGAGAAACCUCACAAACAAUGUGGAAAAAGCUUUUGAACUUUCCAUGGUACAAAGUUUAAACUGAGGACAAAACUGGAAUGAGUCAGUCUUGAGCAUUUUCUAAGCUGGGCUGCAUUUCCAUAGCUUUACAGAUACAGACAUCUGGUAGCAGCAUUUUCACUUGAAAAAAAAUUAAAUAGAGUAAAAGGACAUUUGUCUUGUACUUCACUAGCAUAAUUCAUUUUUCUUUAAACAUAAUACUCAUGAACGUAGUCAAAUAUUUUAAUGUGCAAAUCUCUCUGGAUCAACCCUAACCAUAUUUUUGGUGUAAUAAAAAUAGGCUAUAUUCCCAGAGAAGCAAAUGCAUAUCAUUUCAGACAGAUUUAGGGACGGCAAAAACAACUUUAGUUGAAGAGCCUGGAGGAAUCCCACAAUAUUAAACACAAUAUUAAACAGAAGUUUACACAAAGUAAUUGAGAAUACUUCUAAUUUAGCCCAACCCUUAUAAUCUCAGAUUAUAAUGAAAGGGUUUUUUUCUGUAAACACUACACCAUUAUGAUAUUCAGUGAUAAACCACCAAAUUAUUCUAUUACUUUAAUUUCAGCAAAAACUUUUAGGGCAACUCUACGAUGGCAUCAACAAGCACUAAGCGGGAUGGGAGGAGAUCCAGGGUACUGGGGAUUAGUUUCAGGGCUCUGAGCCUGAUUGCCCCGAGGGCUGUGUGCCACUUCAUGCUGUGAUAGGGAGAGUAUCAAGCUCUUGGCAUAGCAGAGAGCUGAAGCCUGGAUCCUGAAAACUGCUGAGGCUCCUCAGCUUGUCCUGGCCACAGAAGGACUUGACAAGACCCUGGGUCAUGUGCUCCCUGUGUGCUCCUCUGUCAUGGUGGCACUAGCAGAGCUAGUCAAUCUCUGCACCUUCCUAAUCACCUCUGCUGGGUGACCCUUUCCUCCUUUUGCAGAUACAGGAGCAGGGGAGGUAUGUGGGAGAUGAUCUGGGAGACGAUGACCCUUUUUGCACCUCAGGAAAAGAGCAUGCAUUCAAUAAAGGAGCACUUGCAUAGCCUUGUGGAUGUACUUUGUACAGUUUGUCCUGAUUAGAAAGGAAGUGAGUUUAACAGAGAAUCCAACUCAGACAAACAGUUCUCUAGUUUUAUUUGGGAAAGCUGCAAACCUGUUACAGUUCACUUGCUAGUAUGAAAAGCAAGCUUGAAAAAUGCCACUGUUGAGACCAGUGAAUAAUGGUUUAAGUGGAGUAAGAGCACUCAGGCUGGAGAACACAGUGGAGUGGUCUGGGGGGGAAGAGGGCAAAUGCUACAAGUCCCCAAGUUUGGAUUCUAAUUGUGAUGCUGAUGUGGACACACAUCUCUCUGACUGAGGCCUUAUACUCCCACCAACCUCAGGAGCAUGUGUAGCUUCCAAAGGCCUUCUGGCAGCAUUGAAAAACUGGGCCUGGAAUCCCAGGGACUUUUUUCCUGUUCUAAACUAUCUGAGGGUAAGAUAAGACUUUUUAUUUAAUUUCUAAGAUUAUUUUGUUCUGUGAAAUAAACUUCUCUAAUCUUGUUACCCUGCAUUCCACCCCCUCCCCGGGCUUCAAAGAUUAUUUUUUGGUUGCUUAUACAACCUUACUGCUGCAGUACAUGAAAUACACAACGCAUGGUAUAAAUGCAGCCAUUAUUACUGCUUAAUGAAAACAGAAAAGUUAUUCAUUGACCAACUUUUUUUAAAUUCUAAUAAACGUAUCAGAUCCAUAUCUAAGUGGUGACAAAAACUCUGACCUUGCAUAAAGUUUAUCCCACAACAUCCUCAUUGUGACUGGUAUUACUUUGAAGAUUUUUCAUGUGCAUUCUUUGCAAAGCCAUCUGGCCCACCAUUACCCAGUCACCAGUCAAGUCCUUUUCCAACAUUCACCGACACAGACAAGGAACUAGCUAUCUUGGAAAGAGCACGUUAGCAAAUGAAGAGCAACCAGAGACGAAAGAGGAGGAAGUCCCUUCCCCCUCAGUUUUGGCAACCACCAUGCUGGUCAGUUUGCUUUGUAUACCAUAUGUUGCUUUUUGUCGUGCUUUGUCCUUAUGCUGUCUGUUAAGGAACAAACUCUUUGGCAAUGAAUAGAGUCUUUACAUGCUUGGAAAACAUUUCUAGCAUGUUGUAGACACUACUGUAAUAUAAAUAGUCAUUGUCUUCCAGAGCUUCCUUACCACCACCACUCUUUUCUGCAGCUUUGUUGCUGGACCACAACCUUCAUUAAAUUGUUUGGUGCUGCUGGCAAAGUGCUGCAAUCAUAAAAUAUGGCACAUGCUUCAUAUACCUGAAGACGGAUUUUGUUGAACUCAGUAUUUCUGUUGACCACACUGGGGAACAGUCUGUCAAGACAACCUAAAGUAGCUCAGCACAUUAGCAAAACUAAAACUUAGUAAAAACUAAGACCAAGACCAUUAAUUGCAUCCCAAAUGACACGUGGAAUAGAGAGGGAAAGAACAAAAGACCUUUGAAGCCAAAUUAGCCCAAAAAUUAAUAACAUCAGGAUUUAGCCAGGCACCAUAUUUGUGCCUUGGUGCUUUUCUUACUUGUUUCGUAGCUGGACUAUUGAGUUUCAAGCCUGUGACCUUCAUCUCCACUGUUUGCUGAAGGAGUAUGCAACAAAUGUGAAAAGUCUUUAACUCUUCAGUUUCUUUGUGGCAGAACAUCAUUGUUUGCAUUUCUGAAGUUUUUGAAAAUAACAGCCUUGACUCUCUUCUCAUUUAGCCCAGUUUAGCAACGCUGCAAGUCCAAGGAAUUCAGUUGCAUUUAUAUCAGUUUAAAGCAAGCUGGAGAGAUGCCUAGCCGAGUAUUUCUGACCUACCUCAUCUACCUGUAGUUAAAGAACAACCCUCAUUAAACUUAGAUUAAAAAUCUGUCCACUUUAUGCUCUCGGCUUAAAACUUGUUUUUGACCCACUUUCUUCCGCCUCUACUGCUGUAUUUUCCUCUCUUCAAAAGCAAUAAACAGAGAAAUUACUAAUCUGCAACUCUAUUGGGUUUUAGUUCCCAGCUUUUCCAGUUCAUUUGGGGUUUUGUUUUUUGUUGUUUCUUUUUUUUUAAAUUCAGCCUUGGAGCUUGCUGAUCACAUUCACCUUGAAAUCUCAUCCUUUGGGCUUUCAUGACCUUGUCCUCUCAGUACUCCUUUUGCCUUUCUAAUAAUUCAUCCUGGUUUUCCUUCUCAUUUUCUGCCUGUACCACAGGCAUUUGUAGCCUUGGCACACUUUGUUUCUCCUUUUACAUCCUUCACAUAGCACAUGCAGUGCUUAAUAUUCCUCCAAGUCCUAUCGCUAUGUCAGUUUAUUUUAAAUCCAGUUCUACGUAGAGAUGAUAAGAACCAAACCAUUUUAACUGCGUACAUAAAGCCAUCUCGCUACAAGUAUAUUACAGUCCUAAGCCUCAUAACAGCCUGUGAGGAGCAAAAGGGUUACUAUUCCUCUUCUGCAGUGGCAAAUUAAAAACUGAUCUAUCCAAAAUCACACAAAACCCUGCUUCAGCCAAUGGGUUACCACCCAGAAGAUUGCUUCACCUUUCUACCCCCAGAUGUGUAUACUGGAUCAUGUAUUUGACACUCCCUGGACUUUAGAAUGGAUUUGCUUAACUUACAGGCAACUGCAGCCACUGCCUCUUGCCAGCGCAACCCACGGAGCAAACACUUGCUGUCUGUUCACCAAACAGCUCUCCAAGGGGGUGGGCAGAACCUUGCCUCAGCUUACCACACAGCUCCAAGGCACCGACCACCAUAUUGGGCUGUAUCGUGGCAAAUUGCACAAUACACUCCCCUUCCCUAACAUCUAUCACAAGCAAGCAAAACCAUGAUUUUGGGAUCAACCGGAGUUUACACAUCACCUCAGGGGAGUCCUCAUCCUCAUAUGGCUUCUGACAGCUGACGGGACUGCGCUGGGACCUUUGUCUCUCCACCAGCACUGCUCUGCCGAAACCAGCUCCCUUUUUCCUGUCAGGGGCUUUGCCAUGUUGAUCAUAGCCCUAGCUGCAAGUCCUGGCCUCUCCUCGUUUCAGUGGCCACAUCAUCUGCUCUUUCUUCCUCCUUUUUGCUUUUACUUUUUUAACUCGUCUGACUCUGGCCUUCAUUCCCGAGUUAGGUGGGACACAAGCAACAGGUUAUUUAUGAGGGAGCCAGGGCACGUCCCACUCUGCGAGCCAUCUGGCGGGGAUAUUUUGGGGCCUACGGGAGUGACAAAACCUGGCCCUCCACUGUGGCCGGGUGCCGCCGACACCCCCCCUGUAGCUCCAAGCCACACGCCUGUCUUCCAUGUCAGGCCGGCGCCCUCCUGCUCUUCGGUGCCGUGCCUCACCUGCGACGGGCCCGUAACCCUGCGCUCACCCGGGGGCAGCUCAACACUGGCGACGGCCAAGGGUCAAGGGCACCCACGGACAAGGGCACCCACGGACUAGGGACCCACGGCCCGCGCGGGGACGCCGGGGAUGUCCUGGGCAGCCGAGAUCGAUGACCCCCUACUCCCCUCUGCUAGCAAGGCUGCUCCCCGUCCCUGGCGGCGUGGGUCUGCGGCAGCCGGGGAGACCGCACUGCUCGGGGGCUGCUUCCGCCCGCCGAGCCGGGGUCGCCCCGGUAGAAGCCGCCCGGCCACAGCUCGAAGCCUGCCUGUGCGCUCGGCGCCGACCCCGCGCUUGCGGCGGUGCAGUGAGGCCAACCGGCCCCUCUGCACGGCGCGGCCUCCCCCGGCUCGACUCGGCCCGCCGCGGCCCGGCCCCGCCCGCCUGGAGGCGCGGCCCCGCCCGCCUGACGCGCCGCCGGCGCUGGCGGGCUGGAAGUGGCGUACGUGCAAAGCGGGACGCGAGAGUGGCACCUCCUCCUGGCCCCGACACAGCAGCGGAGGCGCGGCGGGGAGAGGCGGCGGCCGCGCCGGCCCGCGCACUGGGCUUAGAGGCCGGCGGGGAGCGGAAGGCAGGCCCCCCCACCGCGCCAGCCGGCUGCCCGCCGCCGCCGCUCUCCCCCCCAUCAGGCCGCGCCGCCGCCGCCGGGGCGGCGAUGAGGCGGCGCUAGCGGCGUUAGAGGCGCAGGGAGGGCGGCGCGGGCCCCCGCGGCAACCCCGCGCCCGGCCGCCCCGAAGGAGGCCGCGGGCCGGCGGAGGCGGAGGGCGGCGGGGGCCGCGGCGGAGCCGGGCGGCCAUGAUGCAGUGAGCGCUCCCUCCCCGCGCGGCCGGGCGGGGGCCCGCGUUAGCGCUGCUCCCGCCCGCCUCCUUACAUAACCCCUCGGCGGCGGAGCGGGGCUGCGGCGGCACCACCAGCGCCAUGGCGAAUGACAGCGGCGGCGGCGCCGGCCAGGGCGGCGGCGAGAGCAGCAGCAGCAGCGGCGGCAGCGGCAGUAGCAGCAGCAGCGAGCGGGACCGGCAGUACUGCGAGCUGUGCGGGAAGAUGGAGAACCUGCUGCGGUGCGGGCGCUGCCGCAGCUCUUUCUACUGCAGCAAGGAGCACCAGCGCCAGGACUGGAAGAAGCACAAGCUCAUCUGCCGCGGCGGAGGCACAGCGGCGGCCGCAGCAGGGGGCGCUGCCGAGCCCCGCGGCGGGCACCCCCCGCCGACCCGCGCCCACAGCGCCGGGGCCGCGGCGGGAGGCGGCAGCCGGGCGGGGGCCGGGGCCGCGGCGGGGAAGGGCGCAGCGCCGCCGCCCCCGGAGGCCUCCGCUGAGGCCGCCCCGCUGGCCAACAACCACGUCGCCGCCGCCGCAGCCGCCGGCGGUGAGGCGGAAGCCCCGGCCGCGGCCCAGUCCCCGUCGCCCUCCGGGGACGCGGUGCUGCUGUACCGGGACAAGUCGAACCUGUACCCGGGCGGCGUGCAGGCGGGGCCCGGCGGGGCCGCGCUGCGCCCCAAUGGGCAGACGAAGUCGCUGGUGCCGCAGCGGCUGGCGCUGGAGUACAUCGUGCCCUGCAUGAACAAGCACGGCAUCUGCGUGGUGGACGACUUCCUCGGCAAGGAGCUGGGCGGGCUGGUGGCCGAGGAGGUGCGGGCCCUGCACCACACCGGCCGCUUCACCGACGGGCAGCUCGUCAGCCAGAAGAGCGACUCCUCCAAGGACAUCCGCGGCGACAAGAUCACCUGGGUGGAGGGCAAGGAACCGGGCUGCCAGGCCAUCCGUCUCCUCAUGAACAGCAUGGACGAUCUCAUCCGACACUGCAACGGCAAGCUGGGCAACUACAAAAUCAACGGCAGGACGAAAGCUAUGGUGGCUUGUUAUCCAGGCAAUGGAACAGGAUACGUGCGCCAUGUUGAUAAUCCAAAUGGAGAUGGAAGAUGUGUUACGUGUAUAUAUUAUCUUAAUAAAGACUGGGAUGCCAAGGUAAGUGGAGGCAUCCUCCGGAUAUUUCCAGAAGGUAAAGCCCAAUUCGCUGAUAUUGAACCCAAAUUUGAUAGACUGCUAUUCUUCUGGUCUGAUCGCCGCAACCCUCAUGAAGUACAGCCAGCAUAUGCUACAAGGUACGCAAUAACAGUGUGGUAUUUCGAUGCAGAUGAAAGAGCACGAGCUAAAGUAAAAUAUCUAACAGGUGAAAAAGGUGUGAGGGUUGAACUUAAUAAACCUUCUGACUCAGUUGGGAAAGACGUUUUAUAAGCCUUUGAUUUAGCAACUCCCCUUGCUAUUCUCCCUGAUAAAUCUUGAUGCUAUCUAUUAACUUUUGAAUGUGAAUAACAAGAUAAAGGAAAAUCAACAACAAACCAACAUUUUAAUAAAGAAGCAAACAGUGUUUCAAUGUUGCAUCAAAUAGAAGGUUCUUUGACUGCUGAAGCAUUGUACUAUGUGAUUGUGACUCCAGGCCUGUGACUGCUUAUGUGAAGAAGAUAAGCAAUCAGUAAGAAACAGCAUAUGCAUCUGGACAUAAAUAAGUGCCCUACAUAGAAUUUGUCCAUCCUUAUAUUUUGCCAGACCUGUCAUCCAGCUGAAUCCAAUUCAUCUCUCCCUUUUUUUAUAUGCUAAAAGUUUGAAUUUUGGGUAAUUUUUGUAUGACCAGGUACAGUUAAUCAAAAUUGAGUCUUAAAAAAAAAAAAAGAAAAACUAAAAAAAAAAAAAAAAAAAAAAAAAAAAAGAAAAAAAUUACAGUAUUCUCCAAAAUAACAUGGAUCUAUUUUUGUAAAACUGUUCAUACUGUUCUCCUCUGCCAUGAAAGACCUAAUUUAAUGUAAGGCUUGCCAGUAACUGAUAAUCACUUUAAUUUUCUUUACACCUUAAGUCAGAAAAGGAGCACUUUAAUUACCAGCUAAAAACCUGAUUGUUUUAUAUCAUAUCUCACACUAAUCUUAACUUUUAAAGAUUGCUGCUGUAUUGUUUUGUUUGGUUUUUUUGGUUUUUUUUUUUGACUAUGUCCUCUUGAACCUUAUUAACAGAAGCAAAUCAGUAUCUCGCUAUUAGUAGCAUUCAGUUUGUGGUUUUGUAUGUUGAAUCCACAGAGGGGAAGUUUCUGUCUCUUCUUUGUUUUAGUUUAGUUUAGGGGAUUUUUUGUUUUGUUUGUUUGCUUGGGGGGGGUUUGUGUUUCGUUUUGUUCUGGUUUUUUUUUAAUUAAUUGUUUUAUUUUAUUUUGCGGGUUUGUUUUUUCUUCUUUUUUUUUUUUUAAGUGACUGGCACUAAGUGAACUUGACACUAUCGGUUGCUGUCAUUGGCUUUGGGGACCUGGUAAAUACCAUCGAAUUACAAGAACAUACAAGGGCUUUCCUAGGCUAUUAGAGGUACCCAGAACCUCCUUAUGUACUUGACGGAAAUCUUUGAGCUUUCUCCAUUUUCUAACGAAUACUUGCCACUCCCCUGUCCUUUGUAUAUAAGUUAAUAGAAUAUCAAAAAACUCACUUUUUAAUUUCCUUUUCAAGCGUUGGUGUCCCGUGCAGUCUGUAAGUUGACACCUUGAUCUAUUAUAUAGUAUCAAGGAGAUGGUCACAUCUGAAGAUGGUCACACACUUCGGCACACUGAAGCCGAAGUGCAUCACUGUAGGCUCCUUGUGCAGUACAUCUUUAGGUUUUCACUGGGCUGAAGGAUUUCCCCAAAAAGGCACUGCCCUUUGAUCAAUACCGAGGUAUAUAUUUAGUAAGAAAACAUUUACUUUCUUUUACAUUGUUUUCAUUUUAUCAAGGAGAGGGGACAUCACAGAAUAAAAGUGAGAUGUGCAGAAACUUUGAUACUCUUUAUUUUUGAGAAAUGGAUGGUUUAGACACUGAUCUCUUUUUAUUAUUAUUAUUAUUUUUCUUCUUCUUUCUUUUUUUUUCCCUGAGCUUUAAAAGCUUGAGAAAACAGAAGCAAACCUAUAAGAGACAGCAUUCACAUUUUCAGGAGUUUGAGGGUUGAUCAACAUACCCACUGCAGUUUUCUAUCUGUCCCUUAUUUCCUUACUUAGCCAAAACAAUGUGAGUGUACAGAAAUAUUUCUGUAUAUAUUACAACUUGUGACAAUUUUAGCAUCUGUAUAGUUUGUAUUCAAUUAGAGACCUUUUCUAUGGAAAGCUCAGUAAUUUUUUAUUAAAAACAUUACUAUUGUUCAUGUAAAACAUGAAAAAGCUAAUUGUUUAGUAACAAACUGACAGAAGGGGGAAAAAAUCAGUAUUGGUAUAUCAUUUAGGAGAACCAACAGAAAUCCCAGUUUUGUUUUGAUUUCGCUUUUCCUUUUUUUUUUUUAGUAUAUUCUUGCCCUUUACAGUUCUCUUCCUCUUUCCUCUUUUCUUCCCAGAAAACCAGACAGGAUACCUUUACUGUAAGUGCCUCUGCCAACCUGGCCAAGGAGUGCAAAUCUUCAUUACUGUCUGGUCUGCAGUGCAUUUAGACCAAUGAGACAAGCAAAAAAGCCACAUCUUCUAAUUCACCUUCUUUAGUACUACUUCUACGGAGGUUUGUUUGGUUUUGUUUUAGAAAUGUAAGCAUAAGCCUUUAAAUUCAUUUCAGUCCCUCUGUAAUUCAAAGUUCUGCAGUUACAUGGCGUAUCAAAUUCUAAUCACACUGUAGGUUUGUGCUUGCCGGACAGGUUUAAAAAGUGCUUAUUUUUUCACUCCAUGUAAGUCAUUACAAUAGGGUCAACAAAUCAGGUCAGCCAUUUCUUCCAUGUCCUUUAGAAACUGUUCAUUUCAUGUCGGUUGAAUAUUCAGUCUUGAGCAUCACCAAGCAGGUCCUUGUUCUAAAACUAUUUUUUAAACUGUCUUAUGAUCUGUAUGUGUCUAGUCCUGGUUAAAGAUAAAGCUUCAUAAUGCUAUUUUUAUUCAUGAUGUUAGCUGGCUGUGAAAUACGAGACCUUUAUCUAUAGCAGGCAAAGAAAUUCAGGAUUCAUUUACAGGUUGCCUAUAAAGUUGUGUAAUUUGAAAAGCAGUGUUCAUUAUGAAAGAGCUCUCAAGUUGCUUGUAAAGCUAAUCUAAUUAAAAAAAAGAUGAUGUAUAAAGGUUCUUGAAAACUA